Molecule: messenger RNA, 2271 nt
Organism: Panicum virgatum (switchgrass)
Lineage: Eukaryota; Viridiplantae; Streptophyta; Magnoliopsida; Poales; Poaceae
Product: O-acyltransferase WSD1-like
Exons: 7
Coding region: 222-1751 (509 amino acids)
Biological process (GO): triglyceride biosynthetic process
Cellular component (GO): plasma membrane
Molecular function (GO): diacylglycerol O-acyltransferase activity; long-chain-alcohol O-fatty-acyltransferase activity
Source: RefSeq, a predicted model, not a curated record
CGUGCCGGCACAAAUCAGUUCCCCGGCGGUUGCUACUAGAAGCUCGCGCGACGCGCAAGUCGCAAGCGAGCGCGCGCGUGGUUGCCUUUUCCCACUCCCCCCGGCACGGACGACGCCACUGGCAGCUUCGCAUACCUGCGUGCGCCGCGCGCAGUCAACACCGGAAGAAUCAAGAAUCCCAGGAGGCGCGCGCGCGCACGAGAGCUCACUCGACGGGGGCGAUGGAUCCCGGCGCCGGCGCCAGCGCCACGCUGCGGAAGCGGGCGUUGUCCAUCGACACGGCGGCCGCGACGGCGAUCGAGUUCGAGAGCAAGGAACCGGCGGGCGGCGGGCGGGAGGGUGAGGGGUUCGGCGCCGAUAAUUCCGUGGGCGAGGAGGAACCGGUGAGCCCGACGGGGCGGCUGUUCCGUGAGCCGCACUUCCGCUGCCACAUCGUGUCCGUGUUCGGCCUCGCCGCGCCGGUCGACCUGCCGGCGCUCCGGGACGGGGUCGCCGCCACGCUCGCCCGCCACCCACGCUUCUGCAGCGUCCAGGUGUUCAACGAGUUCGAAAAGGACGCCAGGCCCAAAUGGGUCCGGACGGCGGUGAACCUGGACGACCACAUCAUCGUCCCGGAGCUGGACCCGGCCGCCACGUCGGCCGACCCGGACAGGGCCCUGGAGGACUACGUGUCGUCGCUGUCGACGCGGCCCAUGGACCACUCCAUCCCGCUGUGGGAGGUCCACGUCCUCGACUUCCCCACCGCCGAGGCCGCCGCCGCCGUCGCGCUCCGCGUGCACCACUCCGUCGGCGACGGCGUCUCCAUGCUCUCCCUCUUCAUGGCCUGCACCCGCAGCGCCGCGGACCCGGGCGCGCUCCCCGCCCUCCCGCCGGCGCGCCGCCCGGGCCCCGUCCACGCGGUGCGGCGGCGGCCGCCGCUCUCCUCGCCCGCGGGCGCCUUCCUCGACGCGCUGGCGGCGCUGGCCGCGUGGGUCGUGGCGCUUCUCGUGCUCGCGUGGCACACCGUGGUGGACGUGGCGCGCUUCGUCGCGACGGCGGCGUCGCUGCUGGGCGACGCGCCCACGGUGCUCAAGGCCCAGGAGGGCACCGAGUUCCGGCCCAAGCGCUUCGUGAACCGCACGCUCAGCCUCGACGACAUCAAGUUCGUCAAGAACGCCAUGAGCUGUACUGUAAAUGAUGUUUUGCUUGGAAUAACCUCCGCGGCGCUUUCACGGUAUUAUUUCCGUAAAACAGGUGAAAGCGACAACAAGAGCCUCACUGUGCGAUCCGCUGUUCUUGUCAACUUACGGCCGACGCCGGGCAUACAGACAUUGGCGAGCAUGAUGGAGUCCGGCAAGGACAACGGCGCGAGGUGGGGAAACAAGAUCGGCUACAUGCUGAUCCCCUUCCACCUGGCUAGGCACGAGGACCCCGUCGAGUACGUCCGGAGGGCGACCAAGGUCGCGCGCAGGAAGAAGAGCUCCAUGGAGUCCGUCUUCACCUUCUGGAGCGGCUACAUGGUCCUCAAGCUUUUCGGUAUCAAGAGCUUGCAACCUGGAUGCGCAUGUGCAGGCAGCAGCCGCGCUCUGCUACGGCAUGUUCGCGCACACCACGCUGUCCUUCUCCAACAUGGUCGGGCCAACCGAGCAGGUGCUCUUCUGCGGCAACCCCAUCGUCUACAUCGCCCCCGGCACCUACGGGCACCCACAUGCCCUGACCAUACAUUACCAGAGUUACAUGAACAAAGUGAAGCUGGUCCUGUCGGUAGAUGAAUCGCAGUUCCCAGACUGCCAUCAACUUCUGGACGACUUCGCCGAGUCCCUCAAGCUCAUCCUCGAGGCGGCUCCGCGGAAACAAGAGGCGGCCCAAGUUGGUACUCGCAGUUGAAGUGUAUAUAAGUUGAAAAGGAUUCUUGUUGAUCUUCAAAAAAAAAAAAGGAUUUUUGUUGUACUGCAGCCAGCCAUGAACCAUGAUCAUUGGCUCAUUGCUCAUCAACGAGCUGAUCUGUCAGAAAUAUUAGCACUGGACAGAAGAAACAUACCACAAACAGUACCUAGCCGAUAUCAAACUGUGCAGAUCUGCUUGAAGUUCUUGCUUAUUUGUGGUUUUUUGCAUUUGAAAUCUUGUCGCUGAUCUGGACAAACUUUCGGCCUUCGGGUGGCUUGAUAGGACACAGCAGACGUUGAGGGCUUCAGGCUUACAGCUUACAUAAUCUUAUCAAAUCUUGUUGCUGGCCUGGACAAACAUUUUGGGUGAUCUUUGAACAGUAUGCAGAAGGCAAUGAUUUGGAAA